Molecule: messenger RNA, 1879 nt
Organism: Athalia rosae (coleseed sawfly)
Lineage: Eukaryota; Metazoa; Arthropoda; Insecta; Hymenoptera; Athaliidae
Product: proton-coupled amino acid transporter-like protein CG1139
Exons: 7
Coding region: 121-1524 (467 amino acids)
Biological process (GO): amino acid transmembrane transport
Cellular component (GO): vacuolar membrane
Molecular function (GO): amino acid transmembrane transporter activity
Source: RefSeq, a predicted model, not a curated record
UAACCUAAGAAUGAUAGAUUUUAAAGCUGUUGAUUUUCUUCUAACGCUGACGAGUAAUUAUUUUCUUCGUCUCUGUAUAAUAAUCGCAAUAAUUAAGCUUUACCGGUAGAUUAAUUCACGAUGGCAGAAACUCUCGGAAAAGCAUCCGCCCUCUCACAAAAACCGGAUCAAACUACUGCCGGAGUGGAAGAAAAAACGAGAACGACACCUGGAAAGAGGCCGGAAGUUGCCGAAGAGGAAGAUUACGAUCCCUUCGUGCACAGACCACUUGAAAAUUUAAAUUCGGAUGCAGCGAUCUUCAUGCAUCUGUUCAAGUCUACGAUUGGAAGUGGCAUCCUCUUUUUGCCGCACGCCUUUAAAGAGGUUGGUACAGUUUCAGGAGGAGCUUGUUCCAUCCUCAUAGCAGUCCUAGUUACGUACACUGCUGUUACUACGAUACGAUGUGCUCAAAUUCUCUGCAAGCGGGCUCGCGUGCCUUCAUUAGAUUUGGGUCAAGUGGCCCAAGCAUCCUUCGAAUAUGGUCCAGCAAAUGUAAGGAAAUAUGGGAACGGAUUUAAAAUCGCUACGAAUUUCGUCGCCUGCUUCGCGGAGUAUCAAACCGUUGUAAUAUACAUGCUGUACGUGGCGAGUUCGUUCCAACAGAUAAUCGAAUAUCUCUCUGCGGUGGUAUGGGACAUAAGAAUAUAUAUCAUAAUAUCAGCGCCAUUUUACUGCGUGGUUUCACUGGUUCCAAACUUGCAGUAUUUGACUCCAUUUUCAGUUAUUGGAAGCUUACUUUUGACCGCUGGUUUCUUCGUGACGCUUUACUAUUUUUUUGAAGACAUAAAAAGCCCCAUUCGGCUUUCCAUGUACACCAGCUUUUUCGCAAUGCCCGUCUACUGCACAAUAUUUCUCUUCGCCCUCCAUAAUAUGUGUUUACUGAUGCCGUUGGAAAAUUCUAUGAAAACGCCCCGACACUUUCCCAUUUUACUGGCGAUAUCAAUGAUGUUCAGCGCUUGUGUAUAUGUAAUGUUCGGAUUUUUUGGAUACAACAAGUAUCCCGACACCUGUGAUACCGUCAUAAAGAAUCUUCCAAUGAAUCAACCAGCCGCGCAGGCUGUGAAGGUGGCAAUCACCUUGUCCGUAAUGUUUGGCUACGGAAUUCAUUACUUUGUUCCGGUCUCAAUACUAUGGCCGAAAAUAGCUGAAAAAGUCGAAGAGAACAACCGGAGGGUAUACGAAGUCAUAUUCAGAAUUGGCGGGGUCAUAAUCACGGUUCUGGUUGCCGUCGCCUUGCCCGAACUGGGACCUCUCCUAGGCCUUUUUUCAGCGCUUUGCUUCAGCUCGAUGACGUUGUUACUUCCCGGAAUUAUCGACCUCGCCACAAAGUGGGAAGACUCGAAGAAUCCCAAGCUUCUACUCGUCAAAAACAUAUGCAUUUUCCUCCUGUGGAUUGUUCUUCUGGUAAUUGGUUGUUUUGAAAGCAUGAGGAAAAUAAUACAAAACUAUGGCGGAACGAAAACAGAGGACUCGAUUUGCCGAUGACCAUACCCGUAUAGGUAUACAGAAAAAAGAUCAUCCCAACGGAUCCAGUAAUUGAAAUUGCAUGUAUGGAUAUUGGAAUUUUUUCAGACUAAUAUUACCGAGGAAAUCUAAUGAUUCCUCCGAAACAAAGCAUCGGUAUUGUCGAAUCCUUAGUGAUAGAUCAAUUAGUGCCGCUGUAAUUUACAUAUUGUAUAGCGCUAUUUUCGCUUUCGAACGACCGCGUACAGACGCGCUUCUGAAAACAAAUGUGAUCGCAGCACUUUCCUGCGGCGUUACAUUUAUAACUACAAGUAUAUAUAUAUAUAUAUAUACGUACAUAUACAUAUGUGUUAUUCUUUGUACGUACAAUAAAAAU